Molecule: messenger RNA, 2788 nt
Organism: Silurus meridionalis
Lineage: Eukaryota; Metazoa; Chordata; Actinopteri; Siluriformes; Siluridae
Gene: cdc34b
Product: cell division cycle 34 homolog (S. cerevisiae) b
Exons: 5
Coding region: 550-1269 (239 amino acids)
Biological process (GO): protein polyubiquitination; ubiquitin-dependent protein catabolic process
Molecular function (GO): ubiquitin conjugating enzyme activity
Source: RefSeq, a predicted model, not a curated record
ACAUAUACACACACACACACAGACACCAGACUCACAGUGGAGCUUCCACCAGCUGCGACAGUCAACUAUCGCAGUUGUUUACUCCAGUUCUUUUCCUCUAUUGAGCAAGUCGCUUCAGACUCUGUGAAUAUUUCUUUUUCCUCCCCAACCGCGUAUAUAUAUUUUUGUACCAAAAAAAAGGACAAAGAUCUGAUUUGGAAAGAAAAUUCGAUUUAACAGUUGAGCUUCGUAGCUAGGAAAAGAAGUGGAAUAGUCUCUGGAUGGCGUGAUAUCGAUACAUAGUGACUAUUUAUAAUGUUUUAUGUUUAAGGAAAAUUUUCGUUUGGUUUAUUCAGGAAUUAACAGGAAUUAAGUCACAUCGAGCGACUCGUUGGGCAACUCCACCGCCAAACAAUAGGCGUUUUUGUGUAGCUGCUAAAAAGCUAUCACACAAAGCCAGCUAGCACAGCCUUGCUAGCUUUAGCUCAGCUCGAGUUUAGCUAGACAGACUACGCUAAUCAGCAGGCGGUGUCUCAAUUCCCCUUGUACUCAACUUUAUUUUUUUCAGAAAUGGCUCAGAACAACAGUUCACACGUCGCCAGCUCUCAGAAAGCGCUAAUGCUUGAAAUGAAAAGCCUUCAGGAAGAACCCGUGGAGGGCUUCAAAAUCACCCUGGUGGACGAGGCAGAUCUCUAUAACUGGGAAGUGGCCAUUUUCGGACCUCCAAACACACUCUAUGAAGGGGGUUACUUUAAGGCACGUAUCAAGUUCCCCAUCGACUACCCCUACUCCCCCCCAGCCUUCAGAUUCUUCACGAAGAUGUGGCACCCAAACAUUUAUGAGAAUGGUGACGUGUGUAUCUCUAUCCUCCACCCUCCGGUAGACGACCCACAGAGUGGUGAGCUGCCAUCAGAGAGGUGGAACCCAACACAGAACGUCAGAACCAUCCUGCUGAGUGUCAUAUCCUUGCUGAACGAGCCCAACACUUUUUCUCCCGCAAACGUGGACGCCUCCGUGAUGUACCGCAAGUGGAGAGACAGCAAAGGAAAGGACAGAGAGUACGCAGAGAUCAUUCGGAAGCAGGUUCUGGCCACUAAAGCAGAAGCCGAGCGAGACGGUGUGAAAGUUCCCACUACGCUGGCUGAGUACUGUGUGCGCACGCGUGCCCCCGCUACAGACGAGGGCUCUGACUUGUUUUACGAUGAUUACUAUGAUGACGAGGACUUGGAGGACAAUAACGACGAGGACUGUUGUUACGACGAAGACGACUCAGGAAACGAGGAAUCGUGACCCCAUCACCCACCACCGUCACCAUCCUCCUCACCACCACCGUUUCCCCUCCAAAACUUCGAGAAGCUGUCGCAUGCACCUUGUAUUUACUUUUCCUUUUGAAAAUGAUAUAUUUUAGGGUUUUUUUUUGUUUCCUGCCUAGUUAAAAAAAAAAAAAAAACAUUUCCCCCUCUGGUAUUUGUUGAAAUGAGUUUUUUCUUUUUUGUUUCCUCUUUUUCGUUUCUUAUCCUUUUUUUUCCUUUUUUUUUUUUCCUAUAUUCUUGCGCUAUAGAAGCUUUGUCAAAACGGCUCAAUAAUAGAACAACUAUAAAAUGGGUGAAAAGGAGAUUUACUGUGCAUGUUGGCAUAGUGGCGUUUUUAUUACACAGUGCUGCUCCCUUCAGCCACUAUUUCCUUUUUCCUGAAAGAGCUCUAAUUAAGGAUCAUCUGCAAGUCCAACCAGUUCAGCAAUAAAAUGCAUUUUGCAUACUUACAUGCUCCAGAGGCAAGGCGUAAGAACGGAAUACAACAGAAUCACGUCUCAUCCGUGCCACUUGCGUUCCACGACUGUUCUGCUCGAACACAUUAGAUUUUUAUGCACAGAUGCGCUUGAGCGGGAAAAAAACUCCGCACUGUGGACCACUGUGGGUCAAAGAUUGGAAUUUUGUUUUGCGCGCCUGUAGAGUGAUUUAUCAGCGUUAGGGAAAUGAUCGUUUGGUUUGAGAGAGAAACACUUGGCUAUGGUGUGUGUGUGUGUGUGUGUGUGUGCGUGCGUGCGUGCGUGUGCACGUUCGCCCUGCAGAGGCCUACACCCCGACUACCACUAUGUAAGAUUCUGUGCAUUAAUUAAAUAUGGUGGUGUUUUAACCUCAAAUUGUAACUAUAGAUUUCCUUAAGUCCUGUGAUCGUGUGCAUCCGAGCAAGGGUUUGAAUCUGACGUUAAAAUGGAAGGAGGAUCAAUAUAUGUUUCUUUCGGUCGAGCUGAAAUUUUUUUUAUUUUGUGAUGCCAAUAUCGUGUCACUCCCUCACAAAUUACAUUUAAUCUAACUAGGUUUUUAUUCAUAGAGAAUGUAUUUUUUUGACUGCAAUGUAAAUUCCUUCAUUUGGGGCUACUAGGGUGUGUUUUGAUAUUUUUUUUUUUUUCUUCAAUUUUCUAGUUCAGUAAAAUUAUAAAAUGUCUGCAUUAAUUUACUUUCAUGCCUUUUGGAGCAUUUUGUGGACUGAAGAGGGCUUUUAACAUCAGCAUUGACCAGUUUAAUUAAUUCGAUGUGAGCUCAUUUUAAUUGACUCUCAGGACAAAGCAAACAGGGGGAAAAAAAAAAUUCAAUAAAAAAAAAAAAAAACCCUUCCACAGCAUCACCAACCUUCUCGUGAGUUUCUCCAGUCUAUCAAUUCUGUUUUUGAAGGCGGUUUACAAUCUUAAACCUUGAGGCUGAUGUGCACAUGUGAGUAUGUGGCUGAUCAUUUUACUGACCUGUAUGUAUUUUUAUGGUUUGUUGGCCUAUUUAAAAACUGAAAAAUAAAAAAAUCUUUAUUAGAA